Messenger RNA from Solanum tuberosum (potato), 624 nucleotides. RefSeq lists its product as uncharacterized. The transcript has a single exon. The record is from RefSeq and is a predicted model, not a curated record. Lineage: Eukaryota; Viridiplantae; Streptophyta; Magnoliopsida; Solanales; Solanaceae. Bases 1 to 624 code for a protein of 207 amino acids.
AUGGAGAAACCAAAAGGAUUCGUUGAUCCUCAUCGGCCCCAUUUCGUAUGCAAAUUGAACAAGGUCUUAUAUGGCCUUAAACAAGCACCACGUGCUUGGUUCAAUAGGUUAAAGGUUUUUCUCCACAACAUUGGCUUCCGCUCUUGUUUAUCUGACUCUUCUCUUUUUGUGCAGCAAGCUUCUAAGCAUACGACAUAUGUUCUUGUCUAUAUGGAUGACCUUAUUAUAACUGGUAGUGAUAGUGAUUUCAUCACUACAUUUAUUCACACUCUUGAUCAACAAUUCUCUCUCAAAGAUCUUGGUUACUUCAAUUAUUUUCUUGGUAUUGAAGUCUCUCUAACAUCAAAUAGGAUCAUUUUAUCUCAAUGCAGGUAUAUUCGUGACUUACUUCGUCGAACAAACAAGGCUGAUGCUAAGCCUAUUUCUAGUCCGACUGAACCUAGAUUUCAACUUAUUCUUUCUGGUGAUCCUCUGCCUGAUGCUCAUUUAUAUCGUAGUGUCGUUGGUGCUCUUCAAUAUGUUACCAUCACUAGGCCAGAAAUAUCCUACGCAGUCAAUCGAGUAUGCCAAUUUAUGCAAUCGCCCAUUAUUACUCAUUGGUCAGCUGUCAAACGUAUACUUUGA